AAUCUCGCGAGAUUGUGACGAUUACCGAAACUUGUCAACAUGGCAGACACUGUAACAGAAGCACCGGCUGUCAACGCGACAAUGAACGAAACCGCAGCUAAUGCCACGACUAAAAUCCCUGCCACCCCAGAGGGAAUGGCCAUUGCAUAUGGAAGCUUAUGUCUCAUGGCUGUUCUUCCAAUUUUCUUCGGUGCUAUGCGCUCGGUGAAGUACCAUACGGAUCAGAGGGAGUCUGGUGAAAAACCAGACAAAAUGUCUCAUAAAGAUGCAGCCAUGUUUCCCAUAAUUGCCAGUGGGACACUCUUUGGAAUUUACCUUAUUUUUCAGAUAUUCUCUAAGGAGUAUAUAAACCUCCUCCUGGCUGUCUAUUUCUUCUUCCUUGGGGUGUUUGCUCUAGCCAACUUGGUAGGACCACUGUUUACAAAGUAUAUCCCAGCAUCAUUCCCAAACAUGGAGUACCAUUUGAUAUUUACCCAAGGGAAAGAGAAGAAAGAAGAGUUAAUGAAUUAUGAGUUUGACAGAAAAGACUUGCUGUGUCAUGCUGUGUGUGCUCUCAUUGGUGUAUGGUAUCUAAAAGAGAAGCACUGGAUUGCAAACAAUUUGUUUGGCCUGGCAUUUGCCAUCAGUGGAGUAGAAAUGCUGUCCUUAAACAGAAUCACCACUGGUCUCAUUCUCCUGGGUGGUCUCUUUAUCUAUGAUAUAUUCUGGGUGUUUGGUACCAAUGUGAUGGUCACAGUUGCCAAAUCAUUUGAUGCACCUAUCAAAUUGGUGUUCCCACAAGACCUGCUAGAGAAGGGGUUAGCUGCCAACAACUUCGCAAUGCUAGGGUUAGGGGAUAUAGUCAUCCCAGGAAUCUUCAUUGCUCUCUUGCUUAGGUUUGAUAUCAGCCAAAAGAAGAACUCCAAAACUUACUUUUAUGCCAGUUUUAUUGCCUACUGUCUAGGUCUUGGGGCCACCAUUCUAGUCAUGCAUGUGUUCAAACACGCUCAGCCAGCAUUGUUGUACCUGGUGCCGGCCUGUACAGGCUUUCCACUCAUAACAGCCCUGGUCAAGGGAGACAUCAAAGAAAUGUUUAGCUUUGAGGACCACCCAGAAAAACCAGAGGGGGAGGACUCAGAGGAGAAAAAAACCAAGAAAGAGAAGUAACUCUUGACAGACUGUCAGUAUUUCAUCCGCACUCCAGACAGAACUUUAAUGGAUCAAGCUUUUUCUCUACAGAAAUAUCAAAUAUGAGUUGUGGACUCUUUAUAAAUAUUUUCAAUUUACUUGUUGAUGAUUUAUUAAUUUUAUUUAGCAUGAAAGUUUAUGUUAAAAAAUGAUAUGUGCUACUGAUAAAACCAGACAGUGAUUUUGUUACCAUCAUAGAUUUACUGGAAACUGUCAUUUUAUGUGCAAUCUUUUAGUUAAAGUUGUAUUUCAUUUUAUUAAUGAUCUGAUGUCUCCGAAGCCAUGUGUAUUUAUAAACAGCAUCUUUUCCUGAAUCUUUUUGGAUAUUUUUUUUUUACUCAGAGAAUGGAGAUUGAAUUUCUGAAGAUAGAAUGAACUUUCAAUUUAUCUUAAUUUUCAAAUAUUGCUUUGUGCUUUACUUUUUUAGCAAAGUCAUAUAAAACUUUUUUUCAUCUCACAAGAAAUGUAAAAUUUGUGAAAGGUGUAUGUUAUAGUGAAAUGGAGAGUGAAAUUCAAAAAAUCGGAUGUGUUUGAGUUGCUUUGUCAUUAGAUUUAGUAGGGCUGAUUAUCAAGUCAUAUUUUGCAAUAUCAUGACACAUUAUCAUCAUUAAUUAUUUACAUCUACAUGUGUUUUGAUUGCUUGGUAUAUUCAUCUAUGUCAAUAUUCAGGUAAACAUGGGUGUGAGAAGGUGUUAGAACAUAUUUAAUAAUAAAUAACUGUAUUGUUGAAAGCCAACUUGAAUUUUAUUCAUCUGAAGAGAUUUAAUGUGUUUAAAUGAAUAGAGAAAUGAAUACAGAAAUGAACCAGCUAUUAAUGGACUGGUAUACUGUAUUGUCAAGGUUAUUAUGUGUAGGAGUGAAUUAGUUAAAUACAUCAAAUUGAUAAAAAAAAAGUUGAUUUAUGUGCAUAAAACCAUUUUAAUGGUAUUUAAACUUGCAUUGAGUGUAGAUCUUAAAAUAUCUCUUGAAAGUAAUGCAUGGUUCGAUUAUGAAGAAAAGGUUCAUUUAUGUGUUGAUGAUAUUUAUAAAGUUAAAAUUUAAAUACAAUUUAUUUCCUUUAUUA
Molecule: messenger RNA, 2230 nt
Organism: Saccostrea echinata
Lineage: Eukaryota; Metazoa; Mollusca; Bivalvia; Ostreida; Ostreidae
Product: minor histocompatibility antigen H13-like
Exons: 11
Coding region: 40-1146 (368 amino acids)
Biological process (GO): membrane protein proteolysis
Cellular component (GO): lumenal side of endoplasmic reticulum membrane; membrane; cytoplasmic side of endoplasmic reticulum membrane
Molecular function (GO): aspartic endopeptidase activity, intramembrane cleaving
Source: RefSeq, a predicted model, not a curated record